AUAUUAUACAGUCGAAUGUAAAAAAGCAAGAAUGAUUAGAGGACUCAGGAACUUACAUCAUGCCAAGAACCUUCAACAGAUAUCUGUAUCUUUCAAGUACUUUUCAGCUAAGACAGAGGGGAGGAAGAUUUCAAAGUUGCUGAUAGCAAAUAGAGGAGAGAUUGCGAUACGAGUGACCAGAGCUGCACAUGAGCUUUCUCUAAAGUCUGUUGCCAUUUAUGGCACCGAGGACAGAUAUUCUAUGCAUAGAGCUGGGGCAACAGAGUCGUACGAGAUCCCGGGAUAUAAAGAUAGUCCGGUGAGAGCAUACCUUGACCAGGAUGCUAUUAUAAAGAUAGCCCUUCAAGCUGGAGCUGAGGCGAUACAUCCUGGUUAUGGGUUUCUAUCAGAAAAUGCUGAAUUUAUUAAAAAGUGUGAGGACAGUGGGAUUAUAUUUGUGGGACCGCCUUCUCAUGUGGUGCAAGGUUUGGGAGACAAGACUGCUGCACGUGACACAGCAAUAGCUGCGGGACUUCCGGUCAUUCCUGGAUCUGAUAACACGGUGACGUUGUCAGAAGGCCGGGAGUUUGCAGAGAAGUAUGGGUUACCUGUCAUGUUGAAAGCAGUACACGGUGGAGGUGGCAGGGGUAUGAGGGUUGUCAAGGAAAUGUCUCAAUUUAAUGACAGUUUUCAGGCGUGUGUGAGAGAAGCUGAGCAAGCAUUUGGUAACGGAGACAUGUUCAUUGAGAAGUUCCUGGAUAGACCCAGACAUAUAGAGGUUCAAAUACUGGGUGACAAACACGGCAACAUAAUACAUUUGUUCGAGAGGGACUGUUCAGUGCAGAGACGACAUCAGAAGGUUGUAGAGAUUGCUCCCUCUGUUAAUCUUGAUCCAGUGCUAAGAGAAAAGAUGCUGAGUGACGCGGUGAAGCUGGCAGAACAUAUCGGGUAUAUAAACGCGGGUACUGUGGAGUUUCUAGUAGAUAACAUUGGUAACCACUAUUUCAUGGAGGUGAACCCUCGUAUUCAGGUUGAACACACUGUAACAGAGGAGGUGACAGGUGUAGAUAUCGUAUGUUCCCAGCUUGAAGUUGCUAUGGGAACGUCUCUACCUGAACUUGGUCUUUCUCAGGACAAAGUAGAAUGUGUAGGCUCGUCUAUUCAAUGUAGGAUAACGACAGAGGAUCCAGAGAACGGGUUUAUCCCUGACAAUGGCCGAAUAAUCACCUAUCGGAGUCCAGGCGGGUACGGAGUGAGACUAGACAGAGGGAGUGGGUACAGUGGAUCUGUUAUCACACCCUACUACGAUUCUCUGCUCGCUAAGUGUAUCACUACUUCCUCCUCAUUUGACAGAGCUGUUGCCAAGAUGGUACAGGCCCUGUCAGAUUUCAGAGUGAGAGGUGUAAAGACUAACAUUGCAUUCUUGGAGCGAGUAAUGCAUCACCCUGACUUCAUAUCUGGAAACAUCGACACCUCGUUUAUCGAGAAAGAGAGCGACUACUUGCUCGCUCCCUGGGACGACAAGUCAGGAAUGUUAAACACCUUGAGAUACCUGAGUGAGGUAAUGGUGAACGGCACUGACAUUCCGGGUCUCCAAGGAAAACCAGGAGCAAACCCAAUACCUUUAGCUCCUGUGGAGGAGGUGUAUCAGAGGGGGUACAAACAGGUGCUGGAUGAAGGAGGACCGGACGCACUGGCUCGCGCAGUCCGACAGAAAAGCGGUCUGCUACUGACGGACACGACGUGGCGAGACGCGCAUCAGAGUUCACUCAUGACCCGCAUGAGAACACACGACCUCUGCAAGGCUGCUCCUAUGACUGCUAAGUACAUGAACAAUCUCUUCUCUAUCGAGAUGUGGGGAGGCGCUACAUUCGACGUGGCUUUAAGGUUUCUACACGAAUGCCCUUGGAGGAGAUUAGAAAGACUAAGAGAGGCUGUACCCAACAUUCCUUUCCAGAUGUUGCUGAGAGGAGCAAAUGGAGUUGGAUACACUUCAUACCCUGACAACGUGGUGUACGAGUUUGUAAAGCAGUCCUCGGAGGCCGGAGUUGAUAUCUUCAGAGUGUUUGACUCCCUCAACUUCGUGGACAAUAUGCUGCUAGGGAUAGAUGCAGUGAGACAAACUAAAGGAGUAGCAGAGGCUGCUAUCUGUUACACAGGGGACCUAUCAGCUACUAAUGGUGGAGGCAAAUACAACAUUGAUUACUAUCUUAACUUAGCAAAGGUAUUUGUUGAAGCAGGAGCCCACAUUCUCUGUGUAAAAGAUAUGGCAGGGUUACUGAAACCGGCUGCGGCGACUACACUAAUCUCAGCGCUUCGAGCGGAGUUCCCGGAUACGCCGAUACACGUGCACACACACGACACUGCAGGUACCGGAGUUGCGAGUAUGGUGGCAUGUUAUCAGGCUGGAGCUGAUAUAGUCGACGUCGCAACGGAUGCUAUGUCUGGGGUAACCUCGCAACCUAGCAUGGGGGCUGUGCUUAACUCCCUGCCUGCCAUAAACUCUGACUUUGACCAGGAGAGACUGUUCGAGAUUAAUAAUUAUUGGGAACAGGUUCGACAGCUUUACAGGUGCUUUGACCCAGGCACCCAGGCUACCAACACUGAGGUCUAUAAACACGAGAUUCCGGGGGGCCAGUAUACCAACAUGCUCUUCCAGGCACAGUCUUUGGGACUGGGAAGUGAAUGGAAGCGCGUAAAGCAAGCCUACACUGAAGCUAACCAGAUUCUAGGAGACAUCGUUAAAGUCACCCCAUCCUCCAAGGUAGUGGGUGACAUGGCUCAAGUUAUGGUAUCUAACAAACUCUCUAAAGAGGAUGUCCUCAGAGACGCAGGUUCUCUAAAUCUACCAACAUCAGUCAUACAGUACCUUCAGGGUUACUUAGGAGAACCAGAAGGUGGUUUCCCAGAGCCGUUUAGAACCACAGCGCUGAAAGGCAAACCAAUGGUUACUGGUCGACCUGGGGCCGCACUACAACCACUUGAUUUGGAGCAGAUUAAAAAGGAUCUGACAGAGAAAUACGGUUCAUGGAUAACAGACAGGGAUGUUAUGAGCUACGCGAUGUAUCCUGCUGUAUUUGAAGAGUUCGCUCAACACUUCAAUAUGUACGGGGACGUCAGCAAACUCACAUCUGACAUGGUGUUUAAGCCUCUGGAAGUGGGUAAGGAGUAUAUAUAUGAUCCAUCGAAAGGAAAGCGGGCCUACAUCAUGCCCAUAGCUCUGGGACAAGUAGACCCUAAAACUGCCGAACAGGAUGUCUUCUUCGAGCUGAAUGGAGCACCUAAACGAAUAACGGUUGCCAAUAAGAGCAGCGCUGCUACUGUAAUUACACGCAAAAAGGCAGAUCCUGCCAUGAAAAACCAGGUUGGAGCACCCAUGUCAGCUAACAUCCUAGAAGUACGAGUAACGGAAGGAGUGAAGGUAGCAGCAGGAGAUCCCCUCUGUUUGCUAAGUGCUAUGAAGAUGGAGACGGUUAUUAGCAGCCCCAUAUCCGGUACUGUUACUUCUGUUGAGGUGUCAUCUGGGGAGAGCAUAGGAGCACAGGACCUUAUGUUCGUUAUUACUCCCAACUAACAGAACUUAGAGUUAAAUCUUACAUUAAAUUUGAGCUUAAGAAAUUUUAUUAUGGGCGUUAUUUAAUUUCAAAUUACCUCUGGAUAAAGCUGAGAAUAAUUAUAAUUACUUUCUAGCUCACAUAUUAUACCAGUACAACAAUAAUAACGCGUUAUAUAAUUAUAAAUAUAUAAUAACGUUAUACUUAUAGGGUAUUAUGUAAACUAGUUGUAUGAAUUUGUUUCUACUUGAGAAAAGUACAUAUUUUCUGAAGUAGUUCAGCACUCAGCAGGCUGAAGUGCAGCUCAUAAUUAACGUGUAUUUAAGUAUUUUGUUAGGACUAAGAUAAAAUACCCCGCAACAAUUAUUCGGCUAUUUUAUGUGCGAAGUAGAUAUGUAUCGUUUUUUAUCGUUUUUUAUAACAUUUCUUCGGCUAUCUGGCAGAAUGACAAUUAUAUUUAUAACCUAUAAGAAGAUAUAUUUGUUUUACAGAAUUAUUGGAUGUUUUUAUGUCGAGGGGUAGUUAUGAGCUAAAGGGAUUUUCAGGUGGUUCAAUAUUCAAUAACCAUAGGAAUGGAUGUUAGUUUAAUUGUUAAUGGAAGAUAAAAGAUUAUCAAAAACUUUGAAAUUGUACAAAUUCGAUUUCAUGAUCGAACGCCUGAAGAUCCGACCCCAAUUUGACAGAAAAUGCAGCGUAUUAUAAGAUUUGUUAGUGUUGAGAUAUAGAUGUUUAUAUGUUAAAUUUAAACUUGUUUAUAAAUAUAUAAGAUUAGUGGUUGUUAUAAAUUUUAUUUUAUUUUUAUUGAUUAUACA
Molecule: messenger RNA, 4345 nt
Organism: Bolinopsis microptera
Lineage: Eukaryota; Metazoa; Ctenophora; Tentaculata; Lobata; Bolinopsidae
Exons: 27
Coding region: 32-3553 (1173 amino acids)
Biological process (GO): pyruvate metabolic process; gluconeogenesis
Cellular component (GO): cytoplasm
Molecular function (GO): pyruvate carboxylase activity; ATP binding; metal ion binding
Source: RefSeq, a predicted model, not a curated record